Messenger RNA from Paramormyrops kingsleyae, 3064 nucleotides. RefSeq names its product copine-7-like. Gene Ontology annotation, molecular function: calcium-dependent phospholipid binding. The record is from RefSeq and is a predicted model, not a curated record. Gene Ontology annotation, cellular component: plasma membrane. NCBI's taxonomy places the organism in Eukaryota, Metazoa, Chordata, Actinopteri, Osteoglossiformes, Mormyridae. Gene Ontology annotation, biological process: cellular response to calcium ion.
AGCGGACACUGACUACAUGGUGCAUAUUAUAAGAUAUGCAAACAAAUUCACCUUCUUCACUCUUCGCCUUCCCUCCAAUCCCGAGUUUGCUACAGCUCGAAGGUGACUGUGGACACGUUUAAACAAGUACGAUUACUCGGAGAAAUACAGCAGCCGUGAUGAAUGACACCCAGGACCAGACAAGUUCACCACCCGCAAGAAAUGCCUGUAAAGUGGAGCUGAGAGUCUCCUGCAAGAAUCUGCUGGACCGGGAUACGCUGAACAAGUCCGAUCCCUGUGUCAUCCUCAUGGGUCAGGGGGAGGGAGACUGGGAAGAGAUAGACAGGACAGAGGUCAUCAAGAGUAACCUGAACCCUACCUUCAGCAAGGUCUUUACUCUGGACUACCUCUUCGAGGAGGUGCAGAAGCUGCGUUUCGAGGCAUACGACAUCCAUGGGUCUCAUAGCAUCGACACCCAUGAGGAUGACUACCUGGGAGGCAUGGAGUGCACGCUUGGCAAGAUUGUGGCUCAGAAGAAGAUAGUAAAGCUUCUUUCUCUGAAAUAUGGGAAGAAUGCUGGGAAAUCCGCUAUAACGGUGAGCGUGGAGGAAAUUUCAGGAAACAAUGAAUAUGUUGAGCUUUCCUUUUCUGCAGAGAAACUUGAUGACAAGGAUCUCUUCAGUAAAUCGGACCCAUUUUUGGAAAUAUAUAGAAUUAAUGAUGAUGAAACAGAACAACUGGUCCACAGAACCAAGGUAAUCAAGAACAAUCUAAACCCUGUUUGGGAGACAUUUAAAGUGUCUCUGAGCUCUUUGUGCAGCUGCGAUGAGGACAGGAGGCUGAAGUGCCUCGUCUGGGAUUAUGAUUCCAGGGGAAGGCAUGAUUUUAUUGGAGAAUUCUACCCCACAUUCAGAGAAAUGCAGACAGUAACUGAAGAAAACAAGGUUUCAUGGGAAUGUAUAAAUCCAAAGUACAAGUUAAAGAAGAAGAACUACAAAAAUUCUGGCGUGGUCAUUCUCUCUGAGCUGAAGCUUCUCAGAGUCUAUUCCUUCUUGGAUUACAUCAUGGGGGGAUGCCAGAUACAUUUCACAGUGGCUAUUGACUUUACUGCUUCGAACGGGGACCCUAAAAACAGCUGCUCUCUACACUACAUCCACCCCUACCGGCCCAACGAGUACCUAAAUGCCCUGGUGGCACUGUUGGAGAUCUGCCAGGAUUAUGACAGUGACAAAAAAUUCUCUGCUUUGGGCUUUGGUGCAAGGAUUCCCCCAAGUUAUGAGGUCUCUCAUGACUUUGCCAUUAAUUUUGACCCGGACAACGAUGAAUGUGAAGGAAUCCAGGGCAUCGUGGAAGCGUACCAGAACUGCGUUCCCAAAAUCCAGUUGUACGGCCCAACCAAUGUGGCCCCUAUCAUAAACAAACUGGCCAAAGUGGCAGCCCGGGAGAAAGCGACCAAAGAUGCCUCGCGAUACCACAUCCUCCUGAUCCUCACCGACGGCGUGGUGACAGACAUGGGGGAAACACGUGAGGCCAUCGUACGUGCCUCCUACCAGCCCCUGUCCAUCAUCAUCGUUGGAGUGGGAAACGCUGACUUUACAGACAUGCAGAUCUUGGAUGGAGAUGAUGGGGUCCUGCGUUCACUCAAAGGGGAGCCUGUGCUGAGGGACAUCGUGCAGUUUGUGCCCUUCAGAGACUUCAAAUCGGCCUCUCCUGCUGCCCUGGCCAAGUGUGUUCUUGCUGAGGUGCCCAAGCAGGUGGUAGAGUACUACAGUCAUGUGGGAUAUGGGCCCAAGACGCCAGUGCUGGAUUCACCCACCUCUGUGCCCAACACCCCUGAGUAAUGAAGAAUCCUGUCAGCAAACAGACCCAGGUUGUUCGGAUAGAUUGCCUACUAAAGCCAUAAUCAAGUGUUUCCAGUAUGUUUGACCCCAUGAAAAGAGAAUUAUAAGGUGUUCAAACACCCUCCUGACAUUAUGGUAUUUCAUUAGCUGAUGUUACACCUUAGAGUCCAUUGUUUUCCUACGAUUUCCCUGCAACUCUGUAUGUCGACAGCAUCACAUGAACUAAACAGCUUCAGGUGUCUUGCGUAGUGGCUUCCUGCAAACACUGGUAUUCGCUAUGUGAUGCUGUCUUGAAAGUAGUCUAGAAUAGUUAUACAUUGUGCUUUUUCAGAUGUGAUAGAAAAAUAUUUUUUGUAUUUCAUAAAGAUGUUUUUUGUUCUCAGAAAUCGAAUAGUAAGCAGCCAUAAUUGAGGAAAAAUGUCAUGAAGAUGGGCUUUUACUCGAUGCUUUAAAUAUAGAGGGGUCCAGGUCAUCGGCUAUUGUCCAUGUCUCUAUUCACACUGUUCAUUCAUGCCCCCAUAAAGAUCCCAGCUGGAUAAAAGACCUUCUGUGAUCCUGUUAACUGACAUUAUUAAAUAUGUCCACAAUUUAGACAAGACUGAAAUAACACACAAAUCAAUAUGACACCCACCAGUAGCUCUUGUAGAACAAGAGUGUGUACGCAAAGUAUGUUUGAGUUAUCACCACUACUCACUGAGACACUUCAGAGUGAGAACAUGCAGGUUAAAUACAAGGUGUGACUUGUAAAAUAUUGGCAUGAAAAGGAAUAUGGAAUGUACCAAUACAAUCUACCAGCAAACUGAGAUAUGAAGGAACUGGUCACAUUUAUUUCUCACUGGUGGUUUGGAUUCCUUUCACCCUGGUGGUGUGACCUCCACUGUCUUUCAGUUAGACAAAGAAAAGAGGGAGGUAGCUGUAUAAAGAAGAAGUCACCAUGACACUGGUAAACACCCCUGUCCUUAACUGUAUUUUGGUGCAGUCCUAGAAAUAUUUCUGCAUGCUUACCUCAGUGCACUAAAAAUGUUUCAUCCAUUGGAUUAAAAUGUUUACGCCUGCAAUCUUUCUUCCAGUUGCCUAAACUGCAUAUUUUCCUGUCAACUCCUUAACAGCCUAUAAGUAAAUGUUUAAAAGCAUCUGCAUGUGUGACAGUGUUGCAAUGUGGUACGUGAUUGUGACACAUUUUCCUCUGAACUUCUUUUUGAAAGAAAAAAUAUAAAUAAAGAUGAAUAUUUACUGCCAUUUUA